AUAGCAUAAUUGUUUUUAUAGGUCCACUGGCUUAAUUUCCUUUGAUGUGCACAAUCACCUGCCAAAAUCCCAACCGCUAGUUGGUGCUUGUUGUUGCUUAGCGACGCCCAGUAACAAUUAAAUGAACCAUUGUGUACAGGGAACAACUUCGUUGGUGUUUAAACACGGAUUGAAAUGGUUGCGCUUAUUGUGUCUUCUUGAAAACAAUAACACAAUACAUAUAUUUGUUUAUUUUAAUAGUUCGAUGGUUAUAUAAACAUUUCAGAGGCAUCAACACAUAAGUAAUGCUAUGAUUUACGUACACUUUGUUGUUAAGUAGUAGGUUGGUUCGAAAGAAGGUUACAAUUUUCGACACCCUUCUAUCGAUCACGGUACAAUAAUAUCUUCCCUUUUGUUUGUUCACAUGGUAAUGACGAUGUGAAUUGAUGCAAAGCACUUCCAAUCAGGUAAUGAAAACUGCAAAGAGGCUUAUAAAUCGAUAUCUUCAAAUGCAAAGUGUUAGUACAGUAUAAAUCAUUGAAACUUUCUUAUUUUGAGGCGAAUUGGCCGGACUUCAGUUACGACUGUAUAUAGCAUGAUCGUGUUUUAUUCGGUAUUUUACUCGUUGUGAAGUACUGCAGUUUCGAUUAACGAGUUCAACUCUGCUACGGAAUUUGAAUAAGGCUUGGUUCAAGACAGAAGGUCAGAGAAGGUUGAACACCAAGACAUUCAUACGACAACAACAGGCACGCUGUGUUGUUACUAACGGGAUCUCGCUGCAAUAAUGGGUUGUAGCCUAAAAGCAACUUUCGACCGGAUUUGUAUAUAUAAUAACUGAUUUGUGAUGGAUGAACAUUUCGAUAAUCAAUUUUUUCAAAGGAAGGAGAUAAAUAUUAAACUUGGAGGCGAUCGUGAACCUAGCUCCCGUCAGUCAUGUGUAAGUGUUGCUGCUACCGUCCCGCAAUUGGCGAAGCUUAGUAUUAUCGGUAAUUUAGAUACGGGCGUAGGUGAAGUUGAUGGUAAGGAGUGUGCAGCUAUAUUUACUAGCCCAGUGCACAAUAGUAAUAACUCAUUCUAUUCGGACUGCUCAUCGAAAAACAAAAAACACCAGGACAAGCUCGAUAUAAAUUUAGUCCGACUGAAUCCCCACAUAAAAUCGGCUGAUUCAACACAUUCGAAACGAUCGGUGAACGAAAACUUGCAAUCAUAUAUGGUCAUACGACAGAGAAGUUUUCAUGGAUUUCCAAGAACGCGACGAGAAAUGAAAACACUACCAUUAACAGAUCCCCGGGAUAAUGCCAAUGCUAGUGACUGGCUCCAUCGAUCUAAAACUGACUUAUAUAUUGAAAAACGCCGAGAGAAAUCAUGCCAGCAACAUAAACAAAGAAAAUCGCAAAAAAAUGACUUCGAUGGAAUGACGUUCGGAUAUUUAGUACAGCAUUUACCAGGCUCUAGAGUAAGUAGUCAUGUUUCAGUACGCCCGCGUUCCUUUGGUGAUGUGUGUACGCGCAGUUUCCCGCCACAGUUAAGCGCAGACAGACUUCCACCAUUAACUCUCAAUAGAAUGAAACAAAUGUUGCAGCACGAUAUUGACGUGAUUGAGUCUCAUCAGUGUAGACUAAGUACAGCGCAUUCUGAAUCCCCGUCACAGAAGCCAUUGACAGGAAAAUUACGGAAAAAUACACUGAACUCGGCGUGUAUGCCACUUAAUGUAUGGGAACCAUCACUGGACUGUGUUUUCUACAGCAGACAAAAGGAACUAACGCCGAGAAAUGCUGUGAAUACAGUACGCCAGCAGCCAUCGCCAUUGAAAUAAUAAACAUGAUUUUUUUUAAAUGUAUUAUAUACGUUAUAUUACGGGUACACAGUACAAGUAUAA
Molecule: messenger RNA, 1858 nt
Organism: Anneissia japonica
Lineage: Eukaryota; Metazoa; Echinodermata; Crinoidea; Comatulida; Comatulidae
Exons: 1
Coding region: 824-1795 (323 amino acids)
Source: RefSeq, a predicted model, not a curated record